Mesorhabditis spiculigera is the source of this 942-nucleotide messenger RNA. The record is from the annotation of a GenBank genome assembly. NCBI's taxonomy places the organism in Eukaryota, Metazoa, Nematoda, Chromadorea, Rhabditida, Rhabditidae.
AUGCUAAUUACCUUCCAAAAGCAGCAGGUCGACGACCCGAAUCGAAAUCUGUUGGAUGAGUAUUGCGCCGGUGACUCAAUCCUAAAACUCAACAUUGGAGGCACCGUAUUUCGGCUGAAAAUUGCCAGCAUUUUUGCGAGAAACGAUGAUUCGCGGCUUGUGCAUUUUGCCACAUUUGAUUUGGAGAAGCGGCAAGCUAAAUGUGAUGCGUAUAUUCAGAGCACAGAUGAAUAUUAUUUUGAGCGAUCUGCUGUACUAUUCGAUUCGAUUUUUAAAUAUUACGCGACCGGACAAUUGCAUAGACCCCUCGACGUGUGCCCCAGUGAAUUCUCACAAGAACUUGGAUUUUGGCGAAUCUCCGAGGGUUUCAUGUCGCCCUGCUGCCAGCGCGGAUUAAAUCAACUAAGCGCUUCCCUUGAAGAAUUGGCAAUGAAGAUUGAUGAGCCUAUUCAACCCAGUGAUCGCUCGUUGAGAUCUCGUUUACACGCGUUUUGCGAAGGUGAUGGGACGCCUCGUGCUCGGCUCGAUCCACGAUCUUCAAGUUCUCAUAAAAAGAAGCAGAAUCCGGAUGGAAGCAAAGAAACGUUGCGGCUAUUGGCAAAUGCAACGGAUAUAGCCGAUGAUCCGGAUGUGAUCUGGGAGCCAAAUCCAGCAUUUGGAUAUGUGGAACCAGUUUGUAUUCUCUGGUUUACAUUCGAAUACCUACUCCGAAUUAUCGUAACUCCAAAUCGGUUACAAUUUUUCUGCGGUAUUAUGAAUAUCGUGGAUCUAAUAGCCAUCCUGCCGUUCUAUCUCGAGAUGGGAUUAUCCAUUUUUGGAAUAGACAUCGCUAGUUUGUCCGAUAUUAAAGGAGCCCUACUUGUGGUUCGUGUGCUCCGAGUACUACGUGUGGUUCGUAUUCUAAAACUGGCCGUUAUUCGUCCGGAAUGUGGACGUUUGCCC